GGGCAUUGUAUCAGUGUGGUUGGUUUAAAGGUGACGGUGCACGGUUUGUGUGGACUGGUGUUGCUGACUGAGACUUCAUGACAACACUUCUAGUUGUGAUUACCAAGUUUUCCUAAUUUCUCGUCUGGAUUGUUGCUGAUUUUCACCAAUCGCCUUCAUUGUCAGAUGUAGGCACAUUCUAUGUCCUUAUUGAAUCGUUGGCUCACCCUCUUGUUCUCUUUUCCAGCUUUUCACUUGUACGUUGCUUUCUGCGCUCCUCCAACAGUAUGUUGUAAUGCUUAGUCCUCUUAAUAAUGGCAGCUGUGUUUUUAUCCCGCAUAAUUCCACCCCGAAAACUGGUCCACGAUCUUUUCGUAACUAGCAAAAACCGUUCGAGUAAACUGUUUGAUCAUCAUGACCUGCGUGGCCAAAUUUUACGACGAUGUAAUCGAGGACGUUAUUAGUGGUGUUAAAGAUGAGUUUGUAGAAGAUGGCGGCGAUAUCCAGAUACUUGAAGAACUAAAAAAGCUUUGGAAGUCCAAACUUGCUGAGACAAAUGUUUUCAGCCCGGAGCCUGUCCCUGGAAGUGCUGCGCAAUAUUUGAACCUUUUGCAACGUUCUCAAGUUCAGAUCCAUCCAAGUGUCGUCAAUUCUGGAAAUUCCUCUGUAGGUUUACCAAUGAAGCAGCUAAAUACAGUCAUACGAAGUGGGUCAGAUCAAACAACAGCAAGCUUGCCACUUCCCGGUUCCCUUACAGGUAUACGACUACCUGCAGCACGAGCCUCCAUUGCAGUUCCCACUCAAAUACGCUCACGUGAACCAGUACAGGCUACUCCGUGUCUGACCUCAGUCAUACUAUCAGCUCAAUCGCAAACUCAAAAGCAACCCCAAACAACCAGCAUUCUUCCUGCUGUACUUACUUCCAAUCCAAGUGGAGCUCAAUCCAGACCUAUAACAACUACUAACGUUCAACAAGGCACAACACCUCAACUCGCCACAUUACCUUCAGGUCUUACAGGGCAUCUUGUGCAAAUCGGUCAACAGACUUAUCUUGUCCCUCAACCAUUGACAGCAGUCCGUCAACCUAGUGUUCAUCUGGCCGUCCCUCAGUUUAUGGGUAAUCCAAGUGUUGCAACUAACAGUUCAAUGGCUUCUGAUUCCAAACCUUUUACUGUUUCGGAUCUUGGACAGUUUAAACAAACACAGGUUGAUGGUGUCCACGAUAGCGAUGACGAAAAGUUCUGUGAUACUCCUGUAUCACAAUCUAUGAGCAUUCCUGAUAAUCGAAAGAAUCAAAACAGUGGACAACAUAGUUAUAAUGAUAGUGUAGCAUCUCAUACCCAUCAUGGUUCAGAUCUAGAAGAUGACGAUGACGAUGAUGAUGACUUAGUCCCUGCCACUCCUGGUUUCACUCCACAUUCAUCUGUUUUAUCUCACUACAACACCGGUCGUUAUGCGAUGGAUACUCCAAGAGAUAUGGGUGGGGGAACGCCGCUUGUGAGUGCCCCACCCACCCCUAUGUCCCCACCUUCCCUACCAGUCCCAGCAGGCCACUCACACCCUGGAAAACGGUCUUCAGCUACUCAUCCACUUCACAGUGCACAAACAUCUGCCUCAAAACGUCCACGGAAUUCACCAUACCACGAGAAGAAUACAGAUACUGAUGAAUCUGAGGGUUGUGAUGAUGGCGAUGAUCCGGAAAUAACAACUAUCACUACACAAGUCAACCCAAACGAAGCAUUUGUAGCCAACUACGGAGAUACUCUUGAUCCUAAACGAAAACUGAAUCAAACGAAGCAAAAACCUAAACAUCGUCCACAACAAGAUAGGAAUUCAGUCAGUCCCAAAAACAGUCGUAUGACGAAACAGUUUUCAUCCCCAACUGAAUCAGAGCUUGGUGUUCCAGAUCAAAUGGAAUUUCUCGAAGGAGAUCCUCUAAAAGCAGAAGAGGAAGGAGAAGAAGAUGAAGAAGAAGAGCCUCUAAAUUCAGAGGAUGAUGUGAGUGAUGAAGAACCUGAAGUGCUAUUCGAGUCGGAUAAUGUUGUCGUUUGUCAGUAUGAUAAAAUUCAUCGAGCUAGAAAUAAAUGGCGUUUUCAUUUAAAAGAUGGAAUAAUGUCCAUUAAUGGUCGGGAUCAUGUUUUCCAAAAAGCUGUCGGUGAAGCGGAAUGGUAGUUUGAAUAGAAUGUAUUUAAUUACUAACUAGUUCUUUUUCAAACCAAAACAAUAUUGUGGAAUGUUUAAGUCUGGUUAUUGUUCCCUCUGUUGCCCGAUGUAAUUAUGUUUAACCACUUAUAUUCCAUUGGUGCAAACGUGUAAACCUUUUUAACCGACACUAAUAACAAUGAUUGUAUGCUUCUUUUUUUAAAACCAACUUUAUAUUCUGUAAAGAGAAAAGAUAACACUACUGCUUCAUUUCAAUUCUCGCACUUUAUAGUAGUACUUUAAAGUACAUUGAUAGUCAUUUGUAAAGAAAUAAAAAAAGAGAAUCAAUUCAAAAUUUCUAUUAAAAAAAAAAUAAUCUACAGAUUGCACAAUGAAAAAUAAAUAAAUGUUGAUAAAAGUUGAUAAAUCUUCUUCUUCUCAUGAAUUAAUUAUAUAUAAUUAAAAUUUUCUAAUUGUGAAUUUGAAAACUAUGACUUUUUAUUCUUUUCACCUUUCAUUCUGUGUUAUAAUAACAUUUCAUAUGAUAAUAAUAAAGAUAUAAAAAGCUUCUAGUUUAUUGUGCAUAUAUUAUACUCAUUACUACUACUACUACUUUAUUACUGGACAAUUCAAAUUUUAUUGUGAUGAUUAUCUAUUUGUUUGUGUAUUUGUUUUUUUUUCAAAACAAGAACAUUUUUUUCUAAUGACUUGAUUAAAAUUGUUUAUAAUGAUGAUGAUGAUGGUGAUUUUAUGCUCUUCACUGAUAUAUAUAUAUAAAAGGUGUUUUAAGGGAUUUCUGUGGUGUUUCAAUUCUUAGACUGUCUAAUAUUUCACUAAAUGAAAAACAAAUAAUAAACUGGG
This is a messenger RNA of Schistosoma turkestanicum, 2982 nucleotides long. NCBI's taxonomy places the organism in Eukaryota, Metazoa, Platyhelminthes, Trematoda, Strigeidida, Schistosomatidae. The record is from the annotation of a GenBank genome assembly.